This is a messenger RNA of Panicum virgatum (switchgrass), 1332 nucleotides long. RefSeq names its product UDP-glycosyltransferase 73E1-like. The record is from RefSeq and is a predicted model, not a curated record. The coding region runs from base 114 to 1004 and encodes 296 amino acids. Lineage: Eukaryota; Viridiplantae; Streptophyta; Magnoliopsida; Poales; Poaceae. The transcript has 2 exons. Gene Ontology annotation, molecular function: UDP-glycosyltransferase activity.
ACAUCCAUGGCACCGCUGGAGCAGGUGUGGUGCCUCUGCCUCGAGCUGAAGGCGGCGGCCACAUACUGAUCCCGCACACGGAGCUCCCUGAGUUCGUGAGGAGCUAGAAAAUCAUGGAUGGCCCCGUCCUGGAUCGGAUGACCGCAAGCGUGAAAAGGUGUGCCGGCCGGGCCGUGAACACCUUCUUCGACCUAGAGCAAGGGUACUGCGAGAUUUUCACUAGCAGUAUAAAGACGAAGCCCUCCUACUUUGUUGGGCCCCUCUCGCUGCCGCCGGCAGCGGCGGCGCCGGCACCAACAACAGGAGACAGCGCAGGAGCAGGGCACUCGCCGCCGUGCAUCGAAUGGCUCGACAGAAUGCCGUCUCGAUCGGUCGUGUUCCUGUGUUUCGGCAGCUUGACCCAUGUCUCCGACGCCCAGCUCGUGGAGCUGGCUCUCGGGCUCGAGGCCUCGGGGAAGCCGUUCCUGUGGGUCAUCAGGGACAAUGAUACGUGGUCGCCGCCGGAUGGGUGGAUGGAUCGCGUUGGUGCGAGGGGCAUGGUCGUCAAGGGCUGGGCGCCGCAGACGCGGAUCCUGGAACACCAGGCGGUGGGGGUGUUCGUGACCCACUGCGGCUGGAACUCCGUCAUGGAGACGGUGACCGCCGGCGUGCCGGCGCUGACGUGGCCGAUGGUGUUCGAGCAGUUCAUCAUCGAGCGGCUGCUGACCGAAGUGCUGGAGAUCGGGGAGCGGCUGUUCCCGGAGCGUGCCGGGGUGCGUAGCACCAGGUACGAAGAGCACGACCUGGUCCCGGCAGAGGUCGUGGCGCGGGCGGUGACCAAGUUCCUGGAGCCCGGAGGCAGAGGAGACGCGGCGAGGAGACGGGUGAAGGAGCUCUCCGCCCGAGCUCGUGCUGCCGUGGCGGAAGGCGGCACCUCUCACCGCGAUCUGCAGCGCCUCAUCGACGACCUCGUGCAAGCAAGAACAGAGCAGCGGCAAAGUAACAGCAGCACCCUCAAAAAGUAACUAGUACAGGUAUACCGUAUAGCAAAUAAGAUUCCAGUGCAUGCAUCAUGCAUGCCAUUGCCAUUCUGAAGGCUGAAGCUUCCGAGGUGGAAGCAUCGAUCUACUGUAAGACUACACGUCGGCCAAUACGUGCAAGAAAGUAGUUUUUUCUGCAAAACUCAGGACUGAUUAUCUUUUCUGAAAAAUUUAUUGAUUAAUCGUUGCGGCAAAUCUAAAACCCAUGUAAUGCUUGUGGGUUUGAAGUUUGUCGUGUACGCCCUACUUUUUUUUGCGUCGUAUUUAGUUUUGGAAGAAAGUAGCAAAUAAGUGUCGUAUUUUGGUUUGCAUA